This is a messenger RNA of Phycomyces blakesleeanus NRRL 1555(-), 594 nucleotides long. RefSeq lists its product as hypothetical. Lineage: Eukaryota; Fungi; Mucoromycota; Mucoromycetes; Mucorales; Phycomycetaceae. Bases 1 to 594 code for a protein of 197 amino acids. The transcript has 6 exons. The record is from RefSeq and is a predicted model, not a curated record.
AUGAACUGGAGAAAGAACAUAUGGUCCACAAACCGUACGAUCAAUCGUUAUAUCGUGGCUAUCAAAAUCAGGUCAAAUGAUUUUUUCGUACCUUUAGAUACCAACAUCGUUACAGAAAAUUUAUCUCUGAAUGAUUUCAAUAUAUCUGAGAUCUUGUCACAUCUCAACACACUUCUGGAGCUCUAUGAUCCAAGUGUUUCAAGAAAGUGUUUUACUUUUUAUCAGAGCAAGCUUAAUAGAUCUAUACAGCCCAAAGACAAGGUUCCGCUUAUUGCUUUUAGUGUCGGUAUGUUUGAGAAGGGCACUGUGAAGUUCAAAGGGGUUCCAGUGUGUUAUCCUGUCGAGAAUGUCGAACAGUGUGGCAGCGGAACGUCAACGCAUGUUUUGAACAUGGUAACAGUCCCAUUAUGUAUUUUGUCAGAGAAAGGAAGGCCCAAAGGAUUCAAGCCCCAAAAAAAGGAGAUAUCCGUAGCAAACAGGGCUUCUCUUACGAGAUUUAGAUUAUCACAGGUGUUUGCUAUUGACUACUUUAAUUAUUUGGACUCAAAGUGUACUACUAUAUUUGUAGGGCAAGCAAAUUUAAAAUCAAGUUAA